UAAUAUUUAUUUAACAAAAAACCAGCAUGACUAAUGUGAACGAUACUCAAACCGAUGCCCAAUGUAAUGAUAUUUUAAAAACUAGAAGAAGUGACAUUUGCGCAGAUAAGAAAAUCUGUAAAAAUGUGAAAGGUAAACAGAGCGCAAGAUCUGAGACGAAGAAGGUACAAGAAGACAAGUGUAAUGCAUAUAAAAGUAAUAUCGCAAGAAAUCAAUUGAACGGUGAGAAUAUCAGAGAAGAGAACAAGGAUGCCAUCGAUGAGGAAUCGGACUAUGAUACAGAGUCCUUCUGUUCGGACGACUCGUUCAAAGAAUCAGAAGUGACAAAUGUUACACCUCGGUCAUCCCUGAGCAACUGUUCCUCACUCCUUCCAACAUUUGGAUCCGGACGAACAACCAGAGAUGCUUCAAUUGGUUUAAGGUGCAUGGCACACGAUCGACACUCUCACAGCUUCGAUGACGACGACGAUGACAUUUGUCUGUUGGAGAAUGACAUGAAAUAUUUAAGGACCUGCGAUAGUAGGCUGGACCAAAGACGAAUGCAAAAUGGUCGCAAGAAUAUGAGUUUUACUAACGCCCAGAUGAGGGAAAUUGAAAGGGAGAAUCAAAUCUUGCUGAGAAAGAUUAUGUCCUACCAGAAGCCAAUUAAUAAACCCGUCAAAAUAAAAGCUGCGCAACCACGGGCAAGCAGUUCGGAAAUUAAUAGGAGAAGACUGCAAAAAAAAAUUGAAGAAGGCAACAUGAUGCUGUUAAGAAAAAUUCAGGGAGCAAAGUCCUGGGCACUACCUAAAAAUACAUCGGGCUGUCGACCCACAAUGUUGUAACUACGCGUCAGUAUUAUCUGUACCAAAUCUACAGAACUAAAAUUCUUAAACAAUCCCUAACAACCCUAGAA
Messenger RNA from Orussus abietinus, 895 nucleotides. Its product is annotated as cilia- and flagella-associated protein 97-like. The record is from RefSeq and is a predicted model, not a curated record. The transcript is spliced from 2 exons. The coding region runs from base 27 to 824 and encodes 265 amino acids. Lineage: Eukaryota; Metazoa; Arthropoda; Insecta; Hymenoptera; Orussidae.